Messenger RNA from Dufourea novaeangliae, 9126 nucleotides. RefSeq names its product protein bark beetle (gene bark). Gene Ontology annotation, cellular component: membrane. The record is from RefSeq and is a predicted model, not a curated record. Bases 58 to 8865 code for a protein of 2935 amino acids. The transcript has 27 exons. Lineage: Eukaryota; Metazoa; Arthropoda; Insecta; Hymenoptera; Halictidae.
AUCCGGUGACAGAGUGAUUCUUCAGACUUCAGACUUUGGAUUGAGUGCAAGAAAAAAAUGCUACUGCCAGGUCUGCUGUUCGUUGUUCUGGCUGUCGUUGGCGGACAGUCGGACGAAGGGUUCGACCAGUCGUCCAUUUACUACACCGAGCCAACUUUCAUUAACUCAAGUAGCGGCAAUGCGAACAGGGGCCUUACGGAACUAAGGGACGGUCAUAUUGUCAGGGGACAACGAGUACUGGAAAGAUCCAAAAGCCCUUAUCUGGUCCGGGAGGAUCUGUUCGUCGAACGGGACGGCGAACUGGUGAUCGAGGCAGGAGUAGAGAUUCGAUUCGGUCCUAUGAUCGGUAUCACUGUUCGUGGCAUCGUUACUGCGAAGGGUGAACCACAAGCGCCAAUUGUUUUGACAGCAGCUGAGGCGAACAAUCAGAUUCAUCCCGUUGAGUCGCCGCUAACGAUACGACUGGUUGACGGGCCGACUCCGUUCGAAGGUCGACUAGAGCUUUUCCAUCGGGGCGAGUGGCGAGCUGUAUGCACAAAUUCACGAAAUUGGACUCGAGCCGAUUUGGAGACGGCUUGCAGGCAGCUUGGUUUCCAAGGCGGUCGAUGGUGGUCAUGGAUGGACAGACAGUGGCCCGCGAAACCACGAUUGCUUUACGAGCAACCAGGUUGCAGAGGUACCGAGUUCACGUUGACAAGCUGCGAGAGGUGGUCCGACAGGCAACUCGGGGGAGGCGUUUGUGACUAUCAUCCUGAUCUUGGCGUCGGAUGUUUACCGCGUCACGACGGCGCCACGAAGGCGAUUAAACACUGGAGAGGUAUUCGCUUCGAAGGGGCCUUGUACGAACAUCCGCUGAUCCAAGAGAACACUCUUUAUAUACGAAAAUCGAAGUCGAUACUGCGGAACAUAGUGAUCGAGCACGCAGGAACGGGCCGAGAGUAUAAUGUUACGGCCGCGAUCGAUGUGGAAGGUGUCCCGCCACAGAUGGAGUCGAUUUCGGUUCUUCAUGCCGCCUUCACCGGCAUUAAUGUCACCACGCCGAACGCGCCUGUUGUAAUAAAUAAUUGUACAGUUCAGAACAACAGAGGGUAUGGAAUUUAUGUAAAUAGUUCGUCCGGAAUGACACAUAUCAAUGACUGUUCCGUAUUGGAUAACGGGGCGGACGGAAUCAAAUACGUUCACUUCGACGAACGACCCGAUGAUAGACUAGAUCGUACAGAAGUAUUCGAUCUGUGCACGUUUCCAACAACAGCCAGUCAGACGUUCCCUGUUAUAAUAUCCAUGGAACAGAGCAAAUAUGCACCGAACAUGAAACGGUGCCCACAACACAUUUUUACGCGGCCGGGACAUGUUAUCACGAUGCACUUUCUGCAAAUGAAGACAGACAGAAACAACAGCGCGAUCAUAGAGGUGUACGACGGUACCAGCGUCGCGGAGAAAUUAUUAGCCAGGGUCAGGAUCAAGAACGGCACGUUGCCACAGAGCGUGGCGACGACACGUCAGAAUUUGUAUGUCAAGUUCAUCGCUGAACCGCGAACCAAUACGCUUGUAUUCGUGCGAUUAUCGUCGGGCUACAAGAAAACGUACGAUCUCAAUGUGACUGGGAGCGUGAUCGCUGGCAACAAUGGCAGAGGAAUCGCGGCGGAGAAAUUACGUUCAGCCCUGCACAUUCACGAGACGUCUGUGUCCAGCAAUAAACACGUGGCUGGUGUACACGUGUAUGGUGGUGCUGCGGACGUGAAUGUCACAAGUAGUCGGAUAUCGUUCAAUACAGGGGACGGAAUUAAUAUCACCCAUAUAGGGGGAAACCGUAAUGUGUCGAGGACUAGCAUCUCCUCGAAUCAGGGCUAUGGGUUCGCAGUCUGGCUGAACGACAGUUCGACCACCGAAUACGUGAACUUCAAUCAGACAACCGUGGUGGAGUAUUCGCAGAUAUUUCGGAAUAGGGAUAUCGGUGUCCUUGUUGGCAACGCGACUGGUAAUUCGUACGUGAACGUGACCGGUAAUUGGUUCAAUAGCAGCACCGAGACGGCACUACAAGUGGAGUCCAGUUGGCGGCAGAAUGAAGGGCUGUUAAGGCUUCAGAUUGGUCACAAUUCCUUCGUGCAGAACGCGAAGCUUGGAAUUAAACUGAGCCCGGCGUUGAACUUGGAUGGAACCAUCGAGUACAAUCACUUCAGGGAACAAUCGAGCGGUUGUAUAUCGAUUAAAAAUCCUCUCUACGAGGAGUUCAACAUUCUACCCGCUGACAUCACGAUCAAGCACAACGAGUUUUACGGAAACCGUGGCGCUUUUGUGGUCAGCAUUGGCCUUUCGCCGUACAGCGAUGUGCAGAAAUUAUUAUUCACAAGAAACUUUUUGCGCGACAAUCGUGUCCGUGAACUGUUCGAUAAUGGUAACACGAUGGGAUCCAGAUUGGUACCGCGUUCCAGAGUAGCAGCGGCGGUUGUGGUUUCGUCCAGUAACGUUGAAGUUUUUCGUAACAUUCUACACAAUCCUGAGUCUAGAUAUGAAAUCGGGUCCCAUUUGGAGGAUCAAUCGAAAAUUAUUAAUUGUACUUACAACUGGUUAGGAUUCGCCGAAGAGAACCGAAUAUUCGAUAGAUUGUUUCAUAGAAAGGACAGAUACAAUCUUGCUAAGAUCGAUUACCUGCCGUAUUUGCUACAUAGCAGUAAUCCAGGUGCUACCACGAUUAUCUCUAAUCCAACGUUUGUGCCCCGGUUUCUCACGCCCGGUACAAAUUUAGUUGGCGGCGAGGUAGAUGGCCAGGAGUUAUUGAAUUCAGGAGAAUACAUUGUCGAACGUGACAUUAAUGUACGACCAGGUGGUAAAUUGACCCUUCACCCUGGUGUCACGUUGCUUUUCCCACCUGCUGUGGGUAUGAUGGUCGCUGGCAAGCUCGAUGCCCGUGGAAAACGACCUAGCGAUAUUUUAUUUACCUUGAAAGAGGAGGUCAUCAUGGACCCGGAUAACCAAACGAUGAUGGUGGAGGGACUGAACGAGAUGAACGAAAUAGAGGCGCCUGUGCGACUUCUUGGAGGGAAGACCAAUCUAGAGGGUAGAUUACAGGUGAAAGUUGGCGAGAAAUGGGGAACUGUCUGCAACUACGGCUGGACCAUCCGUGACGCGGCCCUAGUCUGUCACCAAUUGGGCUUAACUUUAGAUCCGGAUUAUUGGCUCAUGCAACGCUCCCAGAUUCCAAACGCGGGCAUCAAUGAAGAUAUCAUUCUCAGCAAUGUUAGAUGUACAGAGGACGACAACGACAUCUCCAAGUGUCGUGCAGAAACCGCGGAGAACUUCGAGAAUUCCUGCAGCCACGAGAACGACGUGGGCGUUAGGUGCUCAGAGGCCGCGUGGGCGGGUCUGCGAUUGGGCCCGCUAGCUCAAAGAAGCGAUCUCCAGUAUGUGACCAUUGAAAAGGCUGGCUUACUUGAUUAUGCCACGAACUCGUUUAAGCCAGCUCUACAAAUUGACUUCGCUAAACACUCGUUGGACAGCGUCCGAGUCAUCGACAACCUACAGGAUGGCCUAGGAGUCCUUUAUUCAGAUAUAUAUUCAGCCGACGCGAUUAAUACCGUAAGAAACAGCGAUUUCUCUCAGAAUGGAGGCAGCGGUAUCAGCUUCAAGCAAUUAGGAAUGGAGAUCAUCAACUCCAGAAUAGAGAACAAUAAGAUAGCUGGGAUAAGACACAAUCCUGCUCUAUCUGCUGUCCAACAGAGAGAAUUUGCUGGGUGGUUCUUACGGGCACCAGAUUCAAUCGAUUCUUCCUACGAUCCGAUCGUCAUACCGUACCACAUGCGGGACAUUGAGCUUUCUAACGAAGAGACAAAGUAUAUUAUUACGGUUAAAGUCAACGGUGAUUCCAUCAGACAACGUAUUAACAUUCGAUGCAGGCCAGGAUACGUUAUCGGUAUCCAGCUCCUCAAUCCUAUUGAAAAUCGAAGUACAGAACAGAUUGUCAUACACGAUUCACAGUAUGUUGAUCUCAAUCGAGAUGUCUGGCAUGUGAAAAGGGAUCUGUCUGUGUUCCCUGUUACAUCCAGCUCGUUCACUGUAGUACUGGAUUAUGAUAGUGGGACUAAUGCGCUUGGCGGAGCUGUGAUCGUUAUUACAGCGAUUCAGGCCCCAAUACAGGAUAUAAGGAGUAAAAUUGUAAGAGGGCCGAUUCCGACUCUUUUGGUCACAAAAUCCAAAAUCAAGAACAAUAAAAAAGGAAUCCUCGCGUCGUUUUACAACAGAUACUUGGACGAAAUUGGUGACCAUUUUCUACGAAAGGCUAACGAAUCCGUGCAGCUAGUCGGCUGUGAGAUAUCUCAUAAUCAGGAGGAAGCGAUUUAUGUAAACUCGCCUUAUUGGAACAUCUAUCGAACCAACCUGUCCGAGAUCGCGAUCCAUAUUAAUGACAGUCUGAUCACCGAUAAUGGUAAAGGUAUAUAUCAGUUCAGCCGUGACGCGAGAUACUCGAACAACCUCUUCCAUUGGAUAAUGCAAGACAGUACCGUGGAAAGGAAUCGAAGGGGUGGCUUUGAUGUAUUAUUACCAGACGUGUGGCAGUAUAACGAGAACUUCACGCAUACUUUGUACUUUGACAACAACACCUGGCGGAACAACGAACAGUACAGUUUCAUAGUGGACGGUCAUUACGCCACGCUGAACAUUUCUCACAACCGUUUCGAGGGGAACCGUUGCAAGACUGGUCUAAUCUCGAUCCGCGGAAUGGAGAAAAAGAUGCAAAUCAAUAAUAAUCGUAUAGAGAGCAACACCGGUGUUUACAUGGUGGAGUUCAAAGCGGACAGCCAGUCUGAAAUUCUGGGAGACGUGCAUGCUCGUUUCAGUCAUAAUGAAAUUAAACAGAACAGCUAUGAUCUGGCUGGUAUGGGGCCACGUCGUACGGAUGAUAGUCCAAGUUACGUGGUUGGGUUCCACGGUAUCCAAAAGGUGCAGAUAAUUAGGAAUCUGUUCGGUCAGAAUUCUUUGGACUAUGAACUGUUGGCUGGUAUCAGAACGGCUAAGAUUAAUAAUGAAGUUGAUGUCACUGAGAAUUGGUGGGGUACUCCUGAUGAUAUUGAUAUAAGGCGAAGAAUAUUCGACUUCGACGACUGGAAUGACCACGCUGUGGCCAAUUACAGGCCCUUCUUGACCAGUGAUACCUUCGAUUCCUCAGUUUCCGCUUCCUGGCAGAUUGCAAAGGAGGUGGACUUGGACAAUUUGGGCGGUCGUAUCGUAGAGAACUUGUCCAUACACGCCAGGGAUAAACCUUACGUGAUACGAUCGGACAUCACCGUUAUGCCGGAAGCCACAUUGCACAUUUAUCCAGACGUGGUAAUGGAGUUUGCCCCCAACGUUGGGAUUCUGGUUUUGGGCACACUGAAGGCCGUAGGUGCGCCUGGCCACGAAAUCAUAAUGAAGCCAAUGGAACGUAACGAUACAAAUGAUUCUGCGAACCCAAGACCGACCAAGACUUCCGGAAAUAUCAUUUCAAUGUCGGAAGAGACUAUUCGCUUGUGCAAAGAUGGCCGAUGUUCUUCCUUGUACAACGAAGGAUUUUUGGAAUUUUUCAAUAAAACAACUUUGCAAUGGAUACCUCUGUGCGACAAUAGAUUCACCGAAAGAAACGCACAAGUGGUCUGUCGUCAAUUAGGACACGAUUCGCUAAAUGUUUACGUGUCCCAUGACCGCAGAUACGAGCUUCAUCCUGGCUCUCUGAUUCGCGUCUGGUCCUGGCCAGAACCGUUACAGUGCACUGGAAAAGAAGAGAAAUUAGAGGAUUGUCAGAUUCGAUUGAACGGUCAGCUCUAUGGUCACCGAUACGAGUGUCCAUGGGACAACCAAUUCGUCUUCAUAAACUGUGGAAAACGGAAUCUGGACGACGCACAUGAUUACUGGGGCGGGAUACGUGUCGCGAACAGCGAGUUUGAGCAUCAUUUGUACGAGCAUCGUAUUCACGACGUGGUCACCCAUGAAACAGUCAGACGCAUUGAGUCUGUAUUGAAAUACAUCAACAUCACUGGCGCUGGAAUUCUCCAUUUCGAAAAGUCAGCUGCCUUGCAGACUAUCAUGAAGUCCCCAGCCAUAAUGCACGUUAACGUGACACGUAGCGCUUACCAUGGGAUCAACGUGAUAUCCCCAACUCACACUGUUGAAUUGUUAUUCAAUACUGUGGACAAUGUUCUUGGAAAUGGCGUGAACGUGCUCUCGAUAACGGGGGAGGGUCGUGAAGCUGACGAAAGUUCAUUCACUCCUAUUAAGGAUCUGAAUAUCCCUUAUCAUCUAUUCAGCAUGAUCGAUAUAUGCGACACAACCAAGGAGAUCACGUUGGAGGAACGAGUGAUUGUGUAUUACAAAUACGACAAUCAUCCAGUGAAUUGCGUGAAAAUCUUCCGCAGUGCUUACAAGGCGAAGCCGUUUGGAUUUAGGCUUCUGCAGUUCAAUCUUUUUAACUCUACUGGAAAGCCAGGUCGCGUAGAUAGUAUAACUUUGUACGAUGGAGAUAUUUAUAACGUCACUGCCAAGAGUAUAGGUCGUUUGGAAGCUAACAGUCCUGACGAGAAGAAGCUAUUCAAGACUCAGGAGCCCAGUCUCAGUGUGAGUCUGUUCGCUAAUGGUGCAAGUAGUGUGCACGGUUUCAUCGCAGAAGUAGUCACUCUACCAAUCUCUGCCAUUGGAUUUAAUCGUGAUGUGCAACACAACAUUUCUUAUUCUGUGAUAUCGAACUGCCGGGAGGGAGCGAUCAAGUAUGCUAGCGCUGGCGAAGUAAACGCUAUAAUGACUCUAGAGCGUAAUCAAUUCACAAACAAUUGUGAGAAAUUAUAUGGUAACUUCUCGACGUGCAAAUCUGCCAUCUGGUUGGAUGUUCAGAACACCCAGUCCUUAUUCUUUAGAAACAAUUUGGUCCGUAAGAAUCAAGGUGGACUCUCCAUUCGCGCUGACUCCAGGGGUUCAGCGACUUCUUUGAAAGGAUGGAUUCACAAUAAUAUGUUCGCUGAAAACUUCAACAAACCUGCACUAUAUGUAGAAGGUCGUCAAAGCAGUCCGUAUCAAGAAGUGACGAUAUUCAGGAAUUACUUUACGAAGAACAACGCUCCGUACGAUAAUAACGUCGUCUUGAAACAAGUAGUCAGUAACAUGACCCUUAAUUAUUUACACGGCAAUCUUGGUGCGCAUCUUCUAGAAAUUUCAGGAUUCGAAAGAGUUCGAUUGCCCAUUUAUCAAAGUACAUCUCAUAAUGGAUUUUAUAAAAAUUAUGCAGUGGACCGUAAUGGCCGCAGUACAAUAGUGGCUGGUACUCCUGGUCAACAGUACGUCGACAAUGUCUUCUUCAAUCCAGACAAUGAUUAUGAAAUGCUCACCGUAAAUCGAUCACAACAACUAGAAAUGUGGAGGUCCCAUAUAGAUGCAAGGCAUAAUUGGUGGGGAUACAACGAAACUCUGGCGGUAGCUGGUAGAAUCAGAGACAGAGGGGAUUCUCCUGAACUACUCCAAGUUGAUUACCAACCUUUCCACAUGAGCAAUAAAUCCGUUCUGAAUGGAAAAUGUCCACCCGCGUGGGAUCUUGUGGGUGACACAUGCUACAUAUACAUUGGUGCUCCUAUGGACUUUUAUAGCGCUAGAGAUUUCUGUAGGUCGGUGAACGCAUCAAUGCCAUUUAUCAUGGGUGAUUAUUUGGAGCUUUGGCAGUUUCUGCGGAAACAACAGGAACGUUAUGAUUUUUCGGACCGUGCUUGGAUACAACAGUUAGACAGAGUAGAUCAGUGCACGACGUUCACGUACCAAACUAUUGAAAUAGAUCACUGUGCUCAGCCAAGUCCUUUCAUUUGCGAAAUUGAUCCCAGAGUGGACAUUGAUCCGUUAUCAUGGAGGAAAGACAUUGUAGCUGUAGCUGUAUUAGGGGCAGCAGGCGUGGCGCUUGCAUUAUUAACAGCUGCCAUUGCACUUUGGGUGUCUAAAUCGAAAAGAAGAAACAUCGAAAGACUGGAAAGACGAAAUUCUAUCAGACAGUCCCUGCAUUCUUUAAGAUCCGUCGGUUCUACGUCUGGAUUCACUGAACUUGCUUAUCGUCGUAAACCUAUUACGACAAAACAUUCUACGGACACACUGAACUCAAAGUCCCUGGAUUACAAAAGAAUGCUCAAUGGAGGAAGCAUAGACUCCAUGGACAAGUCUCAAUUGAACUCCUCUAUGGAGGACAAUCAAAGCUACGACGUGUACGAAGCUCACAAUCCACGGUACUCGCCCAGCACCAGUGACUUCAAGAGUACAGCACAGAAGUUCGGAGCCGCUCAAAGCGGAGAAAAUCCAGUGUUCGACCUAACCUACCGCAAUGAAGGUUUCCGUAACCAUUCUACGUUCACUUCAAGAAGUACUACUGACUGGCCUAUAGAAUCUCACACUGAGACAACCACGGAUGAAACCCCAGUUGUGGAUGCUACACAGGAGAGUUCAUACCUGCAUAAUACGUCCACACUUCCACUGCACUCGAGCCUCGUUUUAAAUGAUUCCAUCAGCGAACUGAAACGCGACAUUGAGGCAACAGCUUACAGUCCCGUGGACUAUGAUGUUAGACGUAGCUACGAUAAUGCAACAUUAACGCCAAGCCAGGCAUCCGAACCUGUGCCUGAAUACGCCCCAGACUUCAAUCCUCCUAUACCACCUCAUCCCUAUCAUCAGUACGACGACAGUAGACCAAGAAGCGAGGCGCUUUUAGAAACUAAUUUGGACAAUGGAGAGGAGAAACCAUUGAGAUCGAAGAGCGAAGCUCUGUUGGAGACCAAUUUAGAUGUAUUCCUCGCCAACGAACCCACAGAACUGACUCAGCUGUCUGCUGGAGCGAGAAGUAAGAGCCAACCUCUCGAGACAGCAAUGUAAACUGCCUUCAAUAGGCUAGUUGUAUGAAGAUUUUGGACUGCAGUGUGCAACGACACUUAGAUUCAACUCCGAUCACAUAGGAAGAAGACUUAAGUGAGAUUAAGUAAACCCACCGAGUUUUACAUUUAAGACAGUGGAUCAUAACAAAUACAAUUGAUACGACGGUACAUCGCUGGGUCUUUUGAUGUUCAUUAAGGCUUCUUCCUUACCCGACUUACAAUUAGUAUUGUUCUUGAAGACUAGAUCUCAACACUCACUUCA